Coregonus sp. 'balchen' is the source of this 16623-nucleotide messenger RNA. The record is from the annotation of a GenBank genome assembly. Lineage: Eukaryota; Metazoa; Chordata; Actinopteri; Salmoniformes; Salmonidae.
AUGGCAGGUAAAGUUAACUAGCAAGCUUACAAUGUCUGAUGCAUAAAUUGAAGGGGCUUGUUUAUCGCCCAUAAAGUUGCUAAGUUUCUAUGUAUAUUGUCCGCUUUCUUGCCAUUUGGAGAGAAGCUAGCUAGCUAGCUAGCUAGCUAACAUUAGCCUCCUCCGAGUUGGGCGUGUACUCUGCAUGUUGUCCCGCGUAGCAGAUGCUUCCGCUAGAUUUAACGUUAUAGUAGCUAGCUAGCUAACUUCAACAACAUUAGCUAACUAGUUAUAUUAACUAGCUAACUAACUAGCUUUCUAUAUUUGCUAUCACUUUCUCUGUAUUGAAGCUACCAAACAAUGAUGUCAGUAAGUUGCUCAAUAGUUGUCUUCUCUAAUUAUGGAAAGUAACGUUAGUCAGUAGAUUAUAAAAAAGCAUGCUCGCUUGCUAACUAGAUAUAGAAGAUUCACAUUAAUCUUUGACAUCAAAGCCAUGAAUGAUGCAGCUUUUGAUUUCUAAAGCGUUGCUCUGUUUGUGGGGUUCUAGGAGCCGGCGGCGGGGGCAAUGAUGUGCAGUGGUGUUUUUCUCAAGUCAAAGGAGCGAUUGAUGACGAUGUGGCUGAAGGUAAGACUGAUGAUUCAGGCUCUAGACAGUUAGCUAGCUACGUUAGUUGAUGUAGUCUAGCUUGGGUGCAGUCAAUAAUGCACUUAGCUUGCUACUGUACAGUGCCUUCAGAAAGUAUUGACACCCCGUUACCUUUCCCACAUUUUGUUGUGUUACAGCCUGAAUUUAAAAUGGAUGAUUUUGAGAUUUUGUGCACACAAUACCCCAUAAUGUCAGUGGACUUUUGUAUGUAGAACAUCUUAGAAAUUAAUAACUAAUUCAAAGCUGAAAUAUCUUGAGUCAAUAAGUAUGUAACCCCUUUGUUAUGACAAGCCUAAAUAAGUCCAGGAGUGAAAAAAAAAAAGCAUAACAAAUCACAUAAUAAUUGGCAUGGACUCACUCUGUGCAAUAAUAGUGUUUAACAUGAUUUUUUAAUAACUACCUAAUCUCUGUACCCCACACAUAACAUUAUCUGUAAGGUCCCUCAAUCAAGUAGUGAAUUUCAAGCACAAAGACAAGGGAGGUUUUUCAAUGCCUUGGUAAGAUGUGUUUUACAAAUCAAUACACCCAGUCACUACAAAGAUCCAGGCGACCUUCCUAACUCAGUUGCCGAAGAGGAAGGAAACUGAUCAGGGAUCUCACCAAGCCAAUGGUGAUUUUAAAACAGUUAGAGUUUAAUGGUUGUGAUAGGAGAAACUGAGGAUGGUUCAACAACAUUGUAUACUGAACAAAAAUAUAAACGCAACAUACAACAAUUUAAACGAUUUUACUGAGUUACAGUUCGUAUAAGGAAAUUAGUCAAUUGAAAUAAAUUAAUUAUGCCCUAAUCUAUGGAUUUCAUAUGACUGGGCAGGGACGCAGCCAUGGGUGGGUUUGGGAGGGCAUAGGCCCACCCACUUGGGAGCCAGGCCCACCCACUGGGGAGCCAGGCCCAGCCAAUCAGAAUGAGAUUUUCCCCACAAAAGGGCUUUAUUACAGGCAGAAAUACUCCUCCGUUUCAUCAGCUGUGCGGGUGGCUGGUCUCAGAUGAUCCCGCAGGUGAAGAAGCCGGAUGUGGAGGUCCUGGGAUGGCGUGGUUACAAGUGGUCUGGGGUUGUGAGGCCGGUUGGACGUACCGCCAAAUUCUCUAAAACGACGUUGGUAGAGAAAUUAACAUUACAUUCUCUGGCAACAGUUCUUGUGGACAUUCCUGCAGUCAGCAUGCCAACUGCACGCUUCCUCAAAACUUGAGACAUCUGUGUCAUUGUGUUGUGUGACAAAACAGCACAUUUUAGAGUGGCCUUUUACUGUCCCCAGCACAAGGUGCACCUGUGUAAUGAUCAUGCUGUUUAAUUAGCUUCUUGAUAUGCUUCUUGAAGUUUGUGCACAUAAUUUGAGACAAAUAAGCUUUUUGUGAGUAUGGAACAUUUCUGGGAUCUUUUAUUUCAGCUCAUGAAACAUGGGACCAACACUUUACACAUUUUUUAUAUUUUUGUUCAGUAUACUUACUCCACAAUACAAACCUAAAUUACAGAAUGAAAAGAAGAGAGCCUGUAUAGUAUAAAAGUUUUUGUCCUGAAUACAAUCAAAUUGUAUUUGUUACAUGCUUCGUAAACAACAGGUGUAGACUAACAGUGAAAUGCUUACUUACGGGACCUUCCCAACAAUGCAGAGAGAAAUAAUAGAAAAAUAAUAACACAGGGAAUAAAUACACAAUGAGUAACGAUAACUUGGCUAUAUACACGGGGUGCCAGUACCGAGUCGAUGUGCAGGGGUACGAGGUCAUUUUGAGGUAGUUAUGUACAUAUAGGUAGGGAUAAAGUGACUAUACAACAGGAUAGAUUAACAGUAACAGCAGUGUAUGUGAUGGGUUAAAAGAGUUGGUGCAAAAAGGGUCAAUGCAGAUAGUCCGGCUAGCUAUUGGUUAACUAUUUAACUAACAAUUUAGCAGUCUUAUGGCUUGGGUUUAGAAGCUGUUCAGGGUCCUGUUGGUUCCAGACUUGGUGCAUCGGUACCACUUGCUGUGCGGUAUCAGAGAGAAGUCUAUGGCUGUUUUCACACUUGUUCCCUUUCAGACAGUUUUUGUGAACUCAGUGCCCCUGAAGCAAACCAAGAAAAUCUCGAGAGGUGGUCUGAGUUCGGUUCGCUUGAAUUCCGCGGUCCGGUUCCCGUUUUUUAGGGUAAUGUGAACACAAAGCUCCCCAGGUUCACUUGUCAUUAUUCCUGCACCACACACAAGACUUCUGCAACACCGUUUCCCCUGCCAUAACCCCUCACAUUGGUGCCACAAAAGAUAGAAGAUGAUGUGCAGCGGCGUAUUCAUUACGCCAAUUCUGUUGAAAAAACAUUUUUAGUAAUGGAAGCAGCUACCUGAAUUUGUCCAAUAGAAACUCUGGUUUUAGUUAACUUUUUGGCUAAUGAUUACACCCCAGAUUCACGUAAAAACGUGCGGUUUUUGGAUAUUGAUUAGCGAUUGUCAAGGAUGCACAGAAAUUCCAAAAUAUGUGUGGAGUUUUUAGUUCAGAUUAUUUGUUCGCAAGAUGUGAUCUACAGGCUAAGAGAGCUUCAUAAGAUGUUUAUUCGAUCGUGGGGUUUAAAUAGUGUGAGAAGAUGACAUAUUUAGUGAGAUUCACAACAGGGUACAAAAUCAAUUCUAGCUCUUAUAGGGGCAGUAGCAUAAAUUGGGUGUACAAUUUUCAAUGACAGCAUUAUUUAAUCUGCAGUUAAUCUUCUGCUAUUUAUUCUGUUACCAAUAAUACAGUGAGGGGAAAAAAGUAUUUGAUCCCCUGCUGAUUUUGUACGUUUGCCCACUGACAAAAAAUGAUCAGUCUAUCAUUUUAAUGGUAGGUUUAUUUGAACAGUGAGAGAGAAUAACAACAAAAAAAUCCAGAAAAAAACACGUGUCAAAAAUGUUAUGAAUUGAUUUGCAUUUUAAUGAGGGAAAUAAGUAUUUGACCCCCUCUCAAUCAGAAAGAUUUCUGGCUCCCAGGUGUCUUUUUUAUACAGGUAACGAACUGAGAUUAGGAGCACGCUCUUAAAGGGAGUGCUCCUAAUCUCAGUUUGUUACCUGUAUAAAAGACACCUGUCCACAGAAGCAAUCAAUCAAUCAAUCAGAUUCCAAACUCUCCACCAUGGCCAAGACCAAAGAGCUCUCCAAGGAUGUCAGGGACAAGAUUGUAGACCUACACAAGGCUGGAAUGGGCUACAAGACCAUCGCCAAGCAGCUUGGUGAGAAGGUGACAACAGUUGGUGCGAUUAUUCGCAAAUGGAAGAAACACAAAAUAACUGUCAAUCUCCCUCGGCCUGGGGCUCCAUGCAAGAUCUCACCUCGUGGAGUUGCAAAGAUUAUGAGAACGGUUAGGAAUCAUCCCAGAACUACACGGGAGGAUCUUGUCAAUGAUCUCAAGGCAGCUGGGACCAUAGUCACCAAGAAAACAAUUGGUAACACACUACGCAGUGAAGGACUGAAAUCCUGUAGCGCCCGCAAGUUCCCCCUGCUCAAGAAAGCACAUAUACAGGCCCGUCUGAAGUUUGCCAAUGAACAUCUGAAUGAUUCAGAGGAGAACUGGGUGAAAGUGUUGUGGUCAGAUGAGACCAAAAUGGAGCUCUUUGGCAUCAACUCAUCUCGCCGUGUUUGGAGGAGGAGGAAUGCUGCCUAUGACCCCAAGAACACCAUCCCCACCGUCAAACAUGGAGGUGGAAACAUUAUGCUUUGGGGGUGUUUUUCUGCUAAGGGGACAGGACAACUUCACCGCAUCAAAGGGACGAUGGACAGGGCCAUGUACCGUCAAAUCUUGGGUGAGAACCUCCUUCCCUCAGCCAGGGCAUUGAAAAUGGGCUGUGGAUGGGUAUUCCAGCAUUUUGAUGCAAUGGCUUGUCCUGCACUUUGUAAAAACCCAGAGUUCAUUGGGUGAAUGUUGGGGAAAAAAUCUUGGUUCCUUUCUAAACAGCAAUGUGAAUGCAAAGAGGUCUCGGACCACCAAAUAAGUGAAGUGGCCUGGCAAAAGAGUUGAGUCCUCAUUCAAAGGCAAGGGCAGUGUGAAUACAAAGAUAACUGAGUUAUUUAGCUUAUUUCUUACCCCAGAGUUUAAUUUAAAGAAGACUGAGAUCGGUUAUUUUAAAGAGGACUAUAUGUGAAAACACCCUAUAACUUGGGUGGCUGGAGUCUUUGACAGUUUUUAGGGCCUUCCUCUGACACCGCAUGGUAUAGACGUCCUGGAUGGCAGGGAGCUCGGACCCAGUGAUGUACUAGGCCGUACACACUACCCUCUGUAGCGCCUUGCGGCCGGAUGCCAAGCAGUUGCCGUACCAAGCGGUGAUGCAGCCAGUCAAGAUGCUCUCAAUGGUGCAGCUGUAGAAAUGUUUGAGUGUCUAAGGGCCCAUGCCAAAUAUUUGCUGCCUCCUGAGGGGGAAGAGGUGUUGUCGUGCCUUCUUCACGACUGUGUUGGUGUGUUGUGGACCAUGAUAAUUCCUUAGUGAUGUGAACCCAGAGGAACUUGGAAGUUCUCGACCUGCUCCACUACAGCCCCUUCGAUGUGGAUGGGGGGCCUGCUUGGCCCUCCGCUUCCUGUAGUCCACGAUCAGAUCCUUUGUCUUACUGAUUUUGAGAGAGAGGUGGUUGUCCUGGCACCACACUACCAGGUCUCUGACCACAACCCUGUAGGCCGUCUCAUCAUCAUCAGUGAUCAGGCCUACCACCGUUGUGUCGUCUACAAACUUAAUGAUGGUGUUCGAGUCGUGGGUGAACAGGGAGUACAGGGGGGGACUAAGCACACACCCCUGAGGGGCCCCUGUGUUGGGGGUCAGCGUGGCAGAUGUGUUGCCUACCGUCACCACCUGGGGGCGGCCCUUUAUGAAGUCCAUGAUCCAGUUGCAGAGGGAGGUGUUUAAUCCUAUAGUCCUUAGCUUAGUGAUGAGCUUAGUGAGAGCACUGUGGUGUUGAACACUGAGCUGUAGUCAAUUAACAGCAUUCUCACGUAGGUGUUCCUUUUUGACCAGGUGGGAAAGGGCUGUGGAUCUGUUGGGGCGGUAUGCAAAUUGGAGUGGGUCUGGUAUGAAUGUGUUGAUGUGAGCCAUGACCACCCUUUCAAAGCAUUUCAUGACUACAGAUGUGAGUGCUACGGGGCGAUAGUCAUUUCGACAGGUUACCUUGCCAUUCUUGGGCACAGGGACUAUGGUGGUCUGCUUGAAACAUGUGGGUGUUACAGACUGGGUCAGGGAGAGUUUGAAAAUGUCAGUGAAGAUACUUGCCAGCUGGUAAUCUGUCUGCCCUGCGGCCUUGUGAAUGUUAACCUGUUUAAAGGUCUUACUCACAUCGGCUACGGAGAGCAUGAUAACACAGUCGUCCGGAACAGCUGGUGCUCUCACUAUGGUUCAUUGUUGCUAGCCUCGAAGCGAACAUAGAAGGUAUUUAGCUCAUCUGGGAGGCUUGGUUUCCCUUUGUAACCUGUGAUAGUUUGCAAGCCCUGCCACAUCCGACGAGCGUCAGAGCCGGUGUAGUAGAAUUCAAUCUUGGUCCUGUAUUGACGCUUUGCCUGUUUGAUGGUUGGUCGUAGUGCGUAGCGGGAUUUCUUAUAAGCAUCCGGAUUAGUGUCCCGCUAUUUGAAAGCGGCAGCUCUAGCCUUUAGCUCAGUGUGGAUGUUGCCUGUAAUCCGUGGCUUCUGUUUGGGAUAUGUACGUACGGUACUGUUGGGACGACGUUGUUGAUGCACUUAUUAAUGAAUCCCGUAACAUAUUCCGGUUUGUGCUAGCGAAACAGUUAUGAAGCUUAGCAUACGCUUCAUUGGACCACUUCCGUAUUGCGCGCGUCACUGGUAUUUCCUGUUUUGAGUUUUUUUGUUUGUAAGCAGGAAUCAGGAGGAUAGAGUUAUAGUCAGAUUUGCCAAAUGGAGUGCAAGGGAGAGCUUUGUAUGCGUCUCUGUGUGUGGCGUGAAGUUGAACUAGUGUUUUUCGCCUCUAGUUGCACAGGUGACAUGCUGGUAGAAAUGAGGUACAACUGAUUUCAGUUUUCCUGCAAUAAAGUCACUGGCCACUAGGAGCGCCGCCUCUGGGUGAGCAUUUUCUUGUUUGCUUAUGGCCCUAUACAGCCCAUUGAGUGCGGUCUUAGUGCCAGCAUCAGUUUGUGGUGGUAAAUAGCCAGCUAUGAAAAAUAUAGAUAACUCUCUUGGUAAAUAGUAUGGUCUACAGCUUAUCAUGAAGUAUUCUAACUCAGGUGAGCAGAACCUCGAGACUUCCUUAAUAUUAGAGAUGGCGCACCAGUUGUUGUUGACAAAAAGACACACACCCGCCUCCCCGGAGCUUCCCCGACGCCUCCAUUCUGUCAUGUUGAUGUAUAGAAAAAACUGCUAGAUUUAUAUUGACCAUUUCCUUGUUCAGCUACGACUUGCCACGACUCUGAGAGACAUGGGAUAGUACAGUUCUUCAGAUCACGUUGAUAGGAUAGUCUCGAACGGAGCUCAUCCAGUUUAUUCUCCAGUGAUUGCACAUUCGCUAAUAGAACGGAGGGUAGAGCCGACGUAUCCACACCAACGUAGGCUCGUCUGGUAUCCCGCACGCCGGCGUCUAUAGCGCCGUCUCCUCCUCAUCCUCCUCCUUCGAGUGUCGGGGAUUUGGUCCGGGAUAAUCAAUAUCUUUCACCUCCGACUCAUUGAAGUAGAAGUCCUCAUCCAAAUCUAAGUUAGUGAUAGCUGUUCAGAUGUCCAGAAGCUAUUUUCGGUCAUAGCAAACGAUGGCGGAAACAUUAUGUACAAAAGAUCAGUGGGGGGAAAAAACAAUAGCACGAUUGGUCAGGAGCCUGUAAAACGGACUCUAUUCCCUCCAGCGCCAUUCUACAACAAAGCGGUAUGUUCGGGGCAAAUCCAACACAUCGCUGAGUACCACUCUUCAUAUUCUCAACCAUGGCGGUGGCUGCAUCAUGUUAUGGGUAUGCUUGUUUUCAGCAAGGACUAGGGAGUUUUUUUUUAAUUAUAAAAAGAAAAGGAAUCCAGCUAUAAGUACAGGCAAAAUCCUAGAAAACCUGGUUCAGUCUGCUUUUCAACAGACACUGGGAGACAAAUUCACCUUUUCAGCAGGACGAUAAACUAAAACACAAGGCCAAAUCUACACUGGAGUUGCUUACCAAGAUGACAUUGAAUGUUCCUGAGUGGCCUGGUUACAGUUUUGACUUAAAUCGGCUUAAAGAUCUAUGGCAAGACUUGAAAAUGGCUGUCUAGCAAUGAUCAACGAUCAACUUGACAGAGCUUGAAUAAUUUAAAAAAGAAUCAUGGGCAAAUAUUGUACAUUCCUUAGAGACUUACCCAAAAAGACUCACAGCUGUAAUUGCCGCCAAAGGUGGUUCUACGAAGUAUUAACUCAGGGAUGUGAAUACUAAUGUAAAUAAGAUUUCUGUAUUCAUUUUCAAUAAAUGUGCAAAAAGUUAUAAUAACAUGUUUUCAUUUUGUCAUUACGGGGUAUGGUACACUACCAGUCAGAAGUUUGGACACCUACUCAUUCAAGGGUUUUUCUUUAUUUUUACUAUUUUUUACAUUGUAGAAUAAUAGUGAAGACAUCAAAACUAUGAAAUAACACAUAUGGAAUCAUGUAGUAAACAAAAAAGUGUUUAACAAAUCAAAAAAAAAGAAAUAUAUAUAUAUAUAUAUUUGCAUUUGCCUUGAUGACAGCUUUGCACACUCUUGGCAUUCUCUCAACCAGCUACACCUGGAAUGCUUUUCCAGCAGUCUUGAAGGAGUUCCCACAUAUGCUGAGCACUUGUUGGCUGCUUUUUCUUCACUCUGCGGUCCGUCUCAUCCCAAACCAUCUGAAUUGGGUUGAGGUCGGGGGAUUGUGGAGGCCAGGUCAUCUGAUGCAGCCCUUACACAGCCUGGAGGUGUAUUGAGUCAUUGUCCUGUUGAAAAACAAAUCAUAGUCCCACUAAGCCCAACCCAGAUGGGAUGGUGUAUCACUGCAGAAUGCUGUGGUAGCCAUGCUGGUUAAGUGUGCCUUGAAUUCUAAAUAAAUCACAGUCAGUGUCCCCAGCAAAGCACCAUAACACCACCUCCUCCAUGCUUUACGGUGGGAAAUACACAUGCGGAGAUCAUCCAUUCACCUACUCUGCGUCUCAAAGACACGGCGGUUGGAACCAAAAAUCUCAAAUUUGGACUCCAGACCAAAGGACACAUUUCCACCAGUCUAAUGUCCAUUGCUCGUGUUUCUUGUCCCAAGCAGGUCUCUUCUUAUUAUUGGUGUCCUUUAGUAGUGGUUUCUUUGUAGCAAUUUGACAAUGAAGGCCUGAUUCACACAGUCCCCUCUGAACAGUUGAUGUUGAGAUGUCUGUUACUUGAACUCUGUGAAGCAUUUAUUUGGGCUGCAAUUUCUGAGGCUAGUAACUCUAAUGAACUUAUCCUCUGCAGCAGAGGUAACUCUGGGUCUUCAUGAGAGCCAGUUUCAUCAUAGCGCUUGUUGGUUUUUACAACUGCACUUGAAGAAACUUUCAAAGUUCUUGAAAUGUUCCGUAUUGACUGACCUUCAUGUCUUAAAUAAUGAUGGACUGUCGUUUCUCUUUGCUUAUUUGAGCUGUUCUUGCCAUAAUAUGGACUUGGUCUUUUACCAAAUAGGGCUAUCUUCUGGCUAUCAUCAACUACAAUGUAGAACAUUGUGAAAAAUAAAGUAAACCCUGGAAUGAGUAGGUGUCCAAACUUGUGACUGUUACUGUAUGUAGAUAGAAUAUUUUCAAUGUCCCAAUGGAAAGGUAAGAUCAUGUUGGGUGAUUCUCGUGACUGAUCUACAGUGUCAGCCAUUACAUGUGGUUUUGGUCUGUAGCCUACUUCAUCCCAUGAUGCAGGUAAAUAAAGCAUUGGUAAAGAGCCAAUGGUAACUGUUGUAUUUCUACACUUAAACUUAUUAAGAUGCUGGUACAACCAUGGUAAUUUUGCUUUUUAAAUUGAGAGCUAGUAGCCUACUUGGGUUUCUAGGCUGCAUAGACGGUGUGCUUAGUUGCACAUAAGAUAAAGGGAAAUAACUAUUAGGUGCCUUUUGGCUGACGACCUCCCUUGAAGUGUAUGAAUAGCUAGAGCUGAGUGCUUGAUCGUGUGUGCACUUUACAAGAUUCUGUUUACAGUACAAGCUUUGCCUGAGAACAAGCAUAACAAAACAGAUUAGGUCAGAAUCUGUGUGUGUGACUGUCCCUUUGUUAAUCACACACCUUCAGACAUGCAAAAGCAAGACUCAGACAGUGGCUCUGUGGGUUAUGCAACAGUUUUCAUGCUGCUGCAAAAUAGUUUAUUUCUGCUUGUUUCCUUUCCCCUUUGUCUGUUUCUAUUAGAAGUGUGGGGAGGCGGUGUGUGGCUGUGGGGGAUAGCACUACCCUACACUCUCAGGCUUGUGCCAACCUCAGUCAACAAGGGAGAGUUUGUUGAGUUGAGCUAAAGGCAGCGAGAUGAGAAUUCUAUGGAAGUGGUUCGCUGCAGAUGCUAUAUUUGUUUUACGUUUUCACUCUGGGGUGGUUAAGUACAGCUUGCUUUCCACAGCUUCACAAAAUCAGAUGUAGGCUACUAGUACUAGGCUCAGUAGUUUUGAAAUCAGUGCGCCACAGCAGGGAGCUAGAUGCAUGGCAAAAUGGAUAGUUACCCCCCAAAACAUUACAAAUGUUGAUACUUCUAUUAUUUUGCAAUAAGCAAUUGAACUUACUAAUUACCAUGUUAUUUGUGACAGCUGACAUCAUAUCCACUGUGGAAUUCAAUCACUCUGGGGAGCUACUAGCCACUGGGGACAAGGGGGGCCGCGUUGUCAUCUUUCAGCAGGAGCUAGAGGUAAGUGGAGGUUACUGCUCAACACAGCCCACUAUAAUUAAGCACUUGACAGAGUCGUCUCAGUAGUAUAUUUAUUUUUGACAUGAUUGGACCCAGAAUCUGCGUUGUGCAUGUUGUCAUUGAGCAGAGUAAGAGCCAGCCACAGUGCCGUGGAGAGUACAAUGUUUACAGCACCUUCCAGAGCCACGAGCCUGAGUUCGACUACUUGAAGAGCCUUGAGAUCGAGGAGAAGAUCAACAAGAUCCGGUGGCUGCCUCAGAAGAACGCUGCACAGUUCCUCUUGUCCACGAAUGGUCAGUAGAGCAGUGUGUGCAUGUAGCCUUACCCUUCCUAGCCCUUUCCUCUGUUGGAGAUGGGGGGGGGGGACUCUAAAUAAGCUGUUCAUUAUAUUGACUCAUUUGUACGUUUUGAAUAGGAGAGGGAGCAACGGAAAUAUAUUGCUGAUGCAGAAGCAGCAUUGACAUACAUGUGUGCUGUCUUGCAGAUAAAACUAUAAAGCUGUGGAAAAUCAGUGAACGGGACAAGAGACCAGAGGGGUACAACCUGAAGGAAGAGGAUGGGCGUUACAGAGACCCCACCACCGUCACAAAACUACGGGUGUGUAGACCUUCACGUACAUAUACCCUACACACUCAGAGACCCCAACAUUGACUCAUCCUAUACACUACACACAAAACUCAUACACCUGGCUAGAGAGAACCUGCUAAAUCUCCUCCUUCCUCUUCACCAUAGGUCCCAGUGUUUCAGCCCAUGGACCUGAUGGUGGAGGCCAGUCCCAGACGAGUGUUUGCUAAUGCACACACCUACCACAUCAACUCCAUCUCGGUCAACAGCGACUGUGAGACCUACCUGUCUGCCGAUGACCUUCGCAUCAACCUCUGGAACCUGGAGAUCACUGACCGCAGCUUUAGUAUCCUCUCUGUGUUUGGUCCCCAUCACUUUUCCUUUCAGUCUGUCUAAUGAGCACUUCAGAAGGUCCUCUUGGUGAUCUUGUUCCAUCUUGAUGUAAUGCUUAAAACAUUUUUUUAUUAUGCAUUGAGUUUGCUUGGAUAGCACUGUAACCAAUUUUAAUGAGAUAGUUCAACAACGCACAAUUAAAGAAAUGUUUGGGUCAGAGUAGUUCAGGUGCCCCAUUUCUUAUCUGUGGUGUCAGAGCCAAAUUUGGUAAAAGGUCUUUUAUGUACUCUGCGCCAUCGUCUUGGAACACCUUACAAAAUAAUUUUAAACUGGAAGAACUUGUCCCGAUUGGUGUUUUUAAAUCUCUUACAGGAUGGGCAUUCCCUGACCUGACACUUUGUCUAAUUGUAGUAUGCACCUAUCUGCUCUGUGAAUUAUGAAGCUCUCUUACCAGCACUUCCAACGUAGUUGUAAUGUGUUGUCAUGAUAUUUUUGUAGAUGCUGUGCCCUUGGACGACAGUUGGUGAUAAAGGAUUUGUAAAUCAUACUUUUCCAGUUUUCGGAACAGUUAAAGUUAAUAAAGCCCUAGGUUUUCCUAGACCUCUGAAGCCUUAGACUUCAUGAGGACCAGUCCAGCUACAUUGAGACUUGACAGAGGACUUACGAGCAGCAAUUCUCCUGUUUCAUAGUGUGCAACCCUUGAUCAAGCAAGCCGCUCAUCUUCUCGAUCCUGCUCUCGUACUGAUGUCAGUCUUUACCACACUCCAAACGUAGUGAUGGACAGUGGAUCAUAUAUACAGCAAAUCUGGGCCCAAGGAGACCUUGUGCACUAAAGUAUCAUCAUGUUGAUCUACGAGAUAGUUCCAGCUAGCACACUUCUCCUUGUUUCAUUCAGUGUUUGAAGAGCCUGAGGAUCCAAGCAACCGCUCAUUCUUCUCUGAGAUCAUCUCCUCCAUCUCUGAUGUCAAGUUCAGCCACAGUGGGCGCUACAUGAUGACCAGGGACUACCUCACCGUCAAAAUCUGGGACCUCAACAUGGAGUCCCGUCCAGUAGAGACUUAUCAGGUCAGCUGGUGUCUGUGGCGGGAGAUAGUGACAUCAUGGAUGUUGCAUCCAAAAUUCCAUUUGCUUGUCAACUCUAAACUUCUAGUUUGAUACAUACAUCUUCCACUAGGAGAAGAUGGUGUGUGUAAAUGUGUCCUUUACAAAGGCGCACCUGUCCUGAAUUGGUCCCUGUUGUAUUUUAUGUAUUUCUAGCAAAGAUACAUUCACUUGAUUGUUGUAUCAUUUGUUAUCAUUUGAAGGUAUGCUUAUAUUAGACUGAACCAAUGUGUUUUUUUUGUGCAAAUAUUAUGUACUCCAGUGUCUUGAUUCACUAUCAUUUUCCUCCCAACAGGUUCAUGAAUACCUCAGGAGUAAACUGUGCUCACUCUAUGAGAAUGACUGCAUCUUUGAUAAGUUUGAGUGCUGCUGGAAUGGAAAUGACAGGUGAGGCUCGUCAAGUUUUGCCAUAAAUUCUUAACUUGAUGCUGUAUCUAUGAAUUGAGCCUAUCCGAUAUGGGUAUUUUGGAUCUGAUUUUAUAGUGGAAAUAUUCACAAUAACCGAUAUAUCUGCCGAUGUAUUUAUUAAUAUAGCUGGAAUGGAAGAAAAAAAAACUUUUUCUGUAUAGAUUGUGCUUAAAACAGCCCUACAAAGAUACUCAGAAAGAUGCUCUUAAAUUUGAGGAAAGAACAUUAAUGUAAUGGAUUUAUGAUGAAUGGUUACUAUUAACUUUUGUUUUUGACAAAUGAGGCCUUGGGGUUUGCUUAUGGUCAUUUGGUGUAUUCCAAAAGUAGAUCAUAAAUAAUACUGCACAGUAUGAAUGAAUCAUGAUUUAUGGAAGUGGAUAAUUAAACAGUAAGCAAAAAUAACAUAAAAUACAGAUAGAUUGCUGGAUACAGUAGAAUCAUGCAAAAUGAUUAUGGAAGCUUUGCAUUUGUGCCCUAAAAGGUUAAGAGCACCACAUAAAAUGUAGGAGCACCAGAAAGAUUAAGUUUUGUUAUGGAAAAACUGAAGACUGAGCUGCCUCAUGCUAGCCAGCUUGACGACAACAUAUUUUCAAUGUAUUGGUAUUUAUCUGUUUUCAUCGAUUUGUAGGGCUGUAGCCAAUGAAUUCUGGUAGGUGUACAGUGAGGGAAAAAAGUAUUUGAUCCCCUGCUGAUUUUGUACGUUUGCCCACUGACAAAGAAAUUCAGUCUAUAAUUUUAAUGGUAGGUUUAUUUGAACAGUGAGAGACAGAAUAACAACAUUCAGAAAAAACGCAUGUCAAAAAUGUUAUGAAUUGAUUUGCAUUUUAAUGAGGGAAAUAAGUAUUUGACCCCCUCUCAAUCAGAAAGAUUUCUGGCUCCCAGGUGUCUUUUAUACAGGUAACAAGCUGAGAUUAGGAGCACACUCUUAAAGGGAGUGCUCCUAAUCUCAGUUUGUUACCUGUAUAAAAAACACCUGUCCACAGAAGCAAUCAAUCAAUCAGAUUCCAAACUCUCCACCAUGGCCAAGACCAAAGAGCUCUCCAAGGAUGUCAGGGACAAGAUUGUAGACCUACACAAGGCUGGAAUGGGCUACAAGACCAUCGCCAAACUGCUUGGUGAGAAGGUGACAACAGUUGGUGCGAUUAUUCGCAAAUGGAAGAAACACAAAAGAACUGUCAAUCUCCCUCGGCCUGGGGCUCCAUGCAAGAUCUCACCUCGUGGAGUUGCAAUGAUAAUGGGAACGGUGAGGAAUCAUCCCAGAACUACACGGGAGGAUCUUGUCAAUGAUCUCAAGGCAGCUGGGACCAUAGUCACCAAGAAAACAAUUGGUAACACACUACGCCGUGAAGGACUGAAAUCCUGCAGUGCCCGCAAGGUCCCCCUGCUCAAGAAAGCACAUAUACAGGCCCGUCUGAAGUUUGCCGAUGAACAUCUGAAUGAUUCAGAGGAGAACUGGGUGAAAGUGUUGUGGUCAGAUGAGACCAAAAUCGAGCUCUUUGGCAUCAACUCAAUUUGCCGUGUUUGGAGGAGGAGGAAUGAUGUGACCCCAAGAACACCAUCCCCACCGUCAAACAUGGAGGUGGAAACAUUAUGCUUUGGGGGUGUUUUUCAGCUAAGGGGACAGGACAACUUCACCGCAUCAAAGGGACGAUGGACGGGGCCAUGUACCGUCAAAUCUUGGGUGAGCACCUCCUUCCCUCAGCCAGGGCAUUGAAAAUGGGUCGUGGAUGGGUAUUCCAACAUGACAAUGACCCAAAACACACGGCCAAGGCAACAAAGGAGUGGCUCAAGAAGAAGCACAUUAAGGUCCUGGAGUGGCCUAGCCAGUCUCCAGACCUUAAUCCCAUAGAAAAUCUGUGGAGGGAGCUGAAGGUUCGAGUUGCCAAACGUCAGCCUCGAAACCUUAAUAACUUGGAGAAGAUCUGCAAAGAAGAGUGGGACAAAAUCCCUUCUGAGAUGUGUGCAAACCUGGUGGCCAACUACAAGAAACGUCUGACCUCUGUGAUUGCCAACAAGGGUUUUGCCACCAAGUACUAAGUCAUGUUUUGCAGAGGGGAGAAAUAUUUAUUUCCCUCAUUUAAAAUGCAAAUCAAUUUAUAACAUUUUUGACAUGUGUUUUUCUGGAUUUUUUUGUUAUUCUCUCUCACUGUUCAAAUAAACCUACCAUUAAAAUUAUAGACUGAUCGUGUCUUUGUCAGUGGGCAAACCCCAUUGAAGUUGAAAUUUAAAAUGGUUAGGGUAGGGUUUAGGCUAGGGACGUCCCAAGGAUUCCAGAUAGCACUAACCCUCAGUGAACUGCGUCAAGUACUCUCACACAGCUAGUUAGCGAGCGCUUGUCGUGGAAAUGGGGGUGGCGAAACGUGAAUUUGGACCAGUCCUUGACAAGUGACAACCCAUACAUCAAAACGUAGCAACGAAGCGCUACUUUGUAACCUGAUGUUUUUUUUGUCUCUGAAAACAUUUGAAUGACAGAGGCAGAGCUUGAGGAAUACCCUUCGCAAAGAGCAAAUAUAACACACCAGAUUUAGCGGGCUUCACUAAGGGGCUGUAACGUUCACGUUGCCACAGAGUUGAACGUUCUUAGCACAUUUUGGCAUAGCAUCCAUUGUUUGUCAUGACACCCAACACCCUACCAUGACACUUCACGUAACAGUCUAUGGCCAGUGUGCGUUUUUGGCACUUUAUUGAGCUUGCGAGCUUCUAUCUACUCAGCACUCACCGUAGAAGCAGUAGGCCUAACAGUUAGUUCACAGUAUUUCACUCUCCUCUCCAACUGGUGUAGUUGCGUUGGGUGAUAAGUGUCCAGUCUGUAGCACGCCAAGGCAAGAUAGGCUAAUAGCCAUGUAAAGAGCUCCCUCUUCAGGGCAAAUAAUGAAAUGCCCAAAUAAUUGUCAGAUUCUAUGAACAGCUUUUUUCCAGAGCGUUUUCUCCGCGUCUUAUAUCGGCCCUUUCCGGUGGAUUAAACGCCAAUACAAAUACAUCCUUAAAAGGCUCAUAUUGGUCAGCCUCUAAUUAUUAAUAGCUGUCUGACAUUAAUCAGGAAGUUGAUGCGGUAUGAUACAUUAGAUCAAUGUUUGAUAUUGAGGACACUGAAUCAUCAAAGUAAUAGUUGUAUUUAUUGUAGUGCAUAGUCAUUUUAUGUUCCAUUAGGCCUACAGAAGAAGGGUUGUAGCUACUGUAAGAUACAGUACAUUGGGAUUUCCCCUCAUCUGAACUUAGCAGCACAGGCCUUUAUCAAAGGCUGCCUUUAUCUCAGUCAAACAGAACUCAAGGCUCCCCCUUGCAUUACGUCUGUAAUGGUGGACUCAAGGUGGAUCUGUCUGUAUUAGCUUGUUGAUACAUCAUGUUUUUUUUACUCAUUCACCGUACACGUUUAGGUUUCCCAUCCCGCACAAAAGCCACUGGAUUGCCAUUAUAAAGACUGUUGUUCCUGUCCCUUGACAUCCUUGUAUACAUUCCACAGUACACUUGAAUGUUGUAAGGGCUGAUUUAAUGAAUGUGUUGGCUAGAUUCUGUGAUUGAAAGACUGAUGUGAAACCACGGUCAGUCUGCCACUACCUCUGAGUCUCAUUCCACACCCUUGUCCUCCUCAGUGUUGUGAUGACAGGCUCGUACAACAACUUCUUCCGGAUGUUUGACCGAGGCUACCGGCAGGAUGUGACCCUGGAGGCGUCUCGGGAGAGCAGUAAGCCUCGCUCUGUGCUCAAGCCCCGCAAGGUGUGCACAGGUGGGAAACGCAAGAAGGACGAGAUCAGUGUAGACAGCCUGGACUUUAACAAGAAGAUCCUCCACACGGCCUGGCACCCCCAGGACAACAUCAUUGCCGUGGCCACCACUAACAACCUCUAUAUAUUUCAGGACAGACUGUAA